Mercurialis annua (annual mercury) is the source of this 776-nucleotide messenger RNA. Its product is annotated as major allergen Pru ar 1-like. Gene Ontology annotation, biological process: abscisic acid-activated signaling pathway; defense response. The record is from RefSeq and is a predicted model, not a curated record. Gene Ontology annotation, molecular function: signaling receptor activity; abscisic acid binding; protein phosphatase inhibitor activity. The transcript is spliced from 2 exons. The coding region runs from base 86 to 553 and encodes 155 amino acids. Lineage: Eukaryota; Viridiplantae; Streptophyta; Magnoliopsida; Malpighiales; Euphorbiaceae. Gene Ontology annotation, cellular component: cytoplasm; nucleus.
CAUUUCAUCACAUUCUCAUCUUGCAUACUAAAUUCAUAGCAAUAAAUUUAAAUAUCCAUUUUUUGAUCUUUAAUUCCGCAGAAUCAUGGGUGUUUUUACUCUAGAAAAGGAAAUUACAACCGCAGUUCCUCAAGACAAGAUGUUCAAGGUCUUUGUUCUUGAAUCCCAUACCCUUAUUCCCAAGAUCGUGCCUAGUAUCUCCAUUGAGAUUCUUGAAGGAACUGGAGGCCCCGGAACCAUCAAAAAGACUAGCUUUUCUCAAGGUGACAUAAAGUACAUUAAGACCAAAGUGGACUCCACAGACAAAGAAAACUUCACACACAGCUACAGCAUUAUCGGAGGAGAGCCAUGGAUGCCGGAACUUGAAAAGGUUUCUUAUGAAGUGAAAGUAUUGGCUUCUCCUGACGGAGGAUCCAUUUGCAAGAGCACCAGCACUUACUACCCAAAGGAAGGCUGUGAGAUCGACGAGGAAAAAAUCAAGGCUGGUGCCGACAAGGCUCAGGGUCUGUUUAAGAUUGUCGAAGCUUAUCUCUUGGCAAACCCUGAUGCUUGAGAACUUAAUUACUACAGCGGAACUUGUUGUGUUUAAACUAAACCCGAGUUUUUUUUAUGUUGGAUCUGCUUGAAUUUUCUUUCUGUUUAAGGUUUUAUGGAAGGGUUAAAAAACUACUUUUGGCCUUUGUAAUAAUAAGUUUGUAAUAAUGAUUAAUGAGUUUGAGUGAAGUUUGUAUUCUAUUAAUAUAUGAAAUACGUUUUCUCAAUUUGUAUUACAGUCA